AUGGGACGUUUGGAUGCUCGCACACAUAUAAUGCGCGCUUGUGCUGUCUUCAUCCUCUACCUUGUUACGCAAGCCGAAGAACACGCUGCUUCGAAAAAACGAAAAACCGUGAACGUUGAAGAUGUGGUGGUUGGUCUGAAAACUGCUGGUUUCGAAACGAUACAUGAAGCUUUAUAUGAUGUUUUUGAAUCAUACAAAGCAUCAAAAGCUACUAAACCAAAAGCAACUCGCAAACGACCUGUUAAUCUGUCAAUUCCACAUGAGACUGAAGAUUCUCCAAAUGUUCAACUCAUUUCCAAGCAA
Messenger RNA from Strongylus vulgaris, 303 nucleotides. The record is from the annotation of a GenBank genome assembly. Lineage: Eukaryota; Metazoa; Nematoda; Chromadorea; Rhabditida; Strongylidae.